This is a messenger RNA of Aspergillus piperis CBS 112811, 1890 nucleotides long. Its product is annotated as FAD-dependent oxidoreductase. Gene Ontology annotation, molecular function: FAD binding. The record is from RefSeq and is a predicted model, not a curated record. NCBI's taxonomy places the organism in Eukaryota, Fungi, Ascomycota, Eurotiomycetes, Eurotiales, Aspergillaceae. Bases 1 to 1890 code for a protein of 629 amino acids. The transcript has 5 exons.
AUGGCAGAUUCCGAAUCCAGGUUCCGCGUUGUGAUUGUGGGCGGUUCAAUCGCCGGGCUUACACUCGCUCACUGUCUGCUUCGAAACAACAUAGACUUUGUUGUGCUGGAGUCCCAUGCGGAUAUUGCACCCCAGGUUGGUGCAUCUAUUGGUAUUCUCCCAAACGGUGCUCGCAUCCUGGACCAACUAGGCCUUUACGACGACGUUCUCAGUCAAGUUGAGCCUCUCACUAGUAAUUUCACAUGGACCGAUGACGCCAAGCCCAUCACCGACACAGUUGCUCCCCUAAUUAUAUAUGAAAGACACGGUUAUCCGGUUGCAUUCCUUGAUCGCCAAGUUCUGCUCAGCAUUCUGUACGAGGGCCUCGGAGACAAAAGACAUCGUGUUAUGGUGAACAAGAAGGUGACUGAGAUAGAGCAUACCCCUGAAAAGGUUAUGGUCCGUUGUGCGGAUCAAUCCGUCCAUGAGGGUGAUCUUGUUGUUGGAGCCGAUGGGGUACGGAGCACAGUGAGACGACAGAUGUGGCAGUAUGUGGAGUCUCGAGGGAUGGAACAUGAAGCCCUGAAGGAGAAGAACUUGAUGACAUCCGAGUACAACUGUGUAUUCGGUAUAUCCUCAGCCACCCCUGGACUGAGACCGGGACACGGACAUAGAACCUUCGCGGAGGGCUAUUCCAUACUCACGAUCAUCGGCAAAGAAGGGCGCGUUUAUUGGUUUUUCUUCACUAGAAUGGACCGAACUUACCCCGCAUCUCAAAUUCCAAGAUUCAGUCAAGAUGAGAUCGAUAGCCAUCUUGGCCCCUAUCUACAGAAGCCAAUAACUCCCAACGUACCGCUUGCUGAAAUCAACAAAAGAGCAAUUGUCAGAACUUUUGUACCCCUUGAAGAGGCUGUCUAUAAGCAUUGGUGUGUCGAUCGAUAUGUUUGCAUUGGUGACUCAGCCCAUAAGAUGACACCAAAUCUGGGACAGGGGGGCAACAGUGCAAUUGAGAGCGCUGCAUCGCUUGCAAACAGCCUCUCUAGAUUAUUGAAGGGCCCUACAAAACCUAGGACAGAUGUCCGGGAUAUCCACCAGUGCCUGCAAGCAUGGCAGAACAUCCGCCAGAAACGGCUUGAACAUAUUUCGCAGUCAGCUUAUGACUUGACCAGAAUAGAGGCUCUAGCUGGUCUCAAAGAAAAGAUCAUUGGGCUUUAUCUUCUUCCAUAUCUUAGUCAAUACUUGGUCGAUAAAACGUCCGCUACAAUUGUUGGAGCAGCAAAGAUCGACGGUCUACCUCUGCCACCAAAGUCGCUAGCAUGCACCAUGCCGUAUCUGGAUGAUGACAACAGUGUCUUCAAACGGGAUAAUGUGUUAUGGAAGCGUGCUCUUUCAAUCGUUCCUCUUGUUGCCUGUUAUGCUGCUGCGCAAAAGACAAUGGGGGCGUUGAUAACUCAGACUGAGCCAUUCAUGGUGUCUCUAUUUGUAGAGGGCAUAUGGUCUGCAGAGAAUGGGGAGGCACUCAGCCUAGCCAGACCACUCUAUAAUAUCCCAUUCCUGGACAAACUCUUUCGGCCUGCAAUUACGUGUUUCUUGCCUUCUAUCAGUGGAUCUGAUCCGCAAUCCCGGACUCAAAUGCUAUCAUUUAUGGCCGACAUUGGCCCCAUUUAUGGAAUAUGGCUGUUGGAAAGUUAUCGCAAGGCACAUUCCUGGUAUGAGCUCAUACUCCCGAUAGCCGCGGGAAUCGCGUCCCAAUUGAAGGGCAUUGGAAAAUUUGCUCCAAUCUACUACGCAUUGGAACAUUUCCGCUCGCCCCUUUCAAGCCUUCUACCGGGGGCAAAGCAUCAGAUAACGCAGGAGGCCUCGAGCUCUUUGCUGAUCGCCAUGACAUACAUGGCUUCCUUUUGCAAUUGA